UUUCCCAACAGCCUCCCUUGCCCUCAACCAGGAAGUCAGAGGCACCAGUGUGAGACUCCCUCACUGCCACUAGACACUGCCUGACCCAGAGGAACAGGGGAUGAUGAGCAGCUGCUAGAUGAUGAUGAGCCUGGGAAAGGGAGGCCGGGUGAGUAGAGGCAGAGGAGAAACGUCCACCUGCUGUGACUUCACAAGCACCCGGGCUGAGUUUUGAUAUGACAGGCUGAAAUCACUGGUGUGACAGCCUCAUCCCUCCAAGCUGAGACAGAAACAGACCAUGGUCAACCAAAGCUUUCCAGAAGGUUUCCUCCUUCUGGGUUUCUCAGAACACCCAGGGCUAGAAAAGAUUCUCUUCGUGGUUGUCUUAACUUCCUACCUCCUGACCCUGGGAGGCAACACAGUCAUCAUCCUGCUGUCUGUGCUGGACCCCAGGCUCCACUCCCCAAUGUACUUUUUCCUCUCCAACCUCUCCUUCUUGGACCUCUGCUUCACCACGAGUUGUGUCCCCCACAUGCCGAUCAACCUCUGAGGCCCAAAGAAGAACAUCAGCUUCCUGGGCUGCUCCAUCCAACUCUUCAUCUUCCUGUCCCUGGGGACCACUGAGUGCAUUCUCCUGACAGUGAUCGCCUUUGACCGCUAUGUGGCUGUCGGCCAGCCCCUUCACUAUGCCACCAUCACCCACCCCCGCCUGUGCUGGCAGCUGGCUUCUGUGGCCUGGGCCAUUGGGCUAGUGAAAUCGGUGGUCCAGACCCUGCCUACCCUCUGUCUGCCCUUCUGCUCCCACCGGCAGGUGGAUGAUUUUGUCUGUGAGGUCCUAGCUCUAAUUCGACUCUCUUGUGGGGACACCACCUACAAUGAGAUCCAGAUGGCCAUUGCCAGUGUCUUCAUCUUGGUUGUGCCUCUCAGUCUCAUCCUUGUCUCUUACGGUGCCAUUGCCUGGGCAGUGCUGAGGAUUAAAUCUGCAAAAGGAUGGAGGAAAGCUUUUGGGAUCUGUUCCUCUCAUCUCAUUGUGGUCACCCUCUUCUACAGCUCAGUCAUUGCUGUCUACCUCUAGCCCAAAAGUCCUUAUGCUCAAGAAAGGGGCGAGUUCUUUGGUCUCUUCUAUGCAGUGGGCACUCCUUCACUCAACGCUAUCAUAUACACUCUGAGGAACAAGGACUUAAAGAGAGCUUUCAGGAGCUUACUGUGGAAGAAUGGGGAGUGCAGGGAGAAUUGA
Carlito syrichta (Philippine tarsier) is the source of this 1216-nucleotide messenger RNA. Its product is annotated as olfactory receptor 2H2. Gene Ontology annotation, biological process: G protein-coupled receptor signaling pathway. Gene Ontology annotation, molecular function: olfactory receptor activity; G protein-coupled receptor activity. The record is from RefSeq and is a predicted model, not a curated record. Gene Ontology annotation, cellular component: membrane. Lineage: Eukaryota; Metazoa; Chordata; Mammalia; Primates; Tarsiidae. The transcript has a single exon.